AAAGAUUUUUGUUUGUUCGAGUCAGCGCAUUAACUGGUUACGGUCUGUUCGAACUGCGCUUCGAGAAUCUACUACUUAAAGCAUGGCUGCUCGUGCAUUUAGAAAGUUUGCCCCGCUUUAUGAUCGAGUGUUGGUACAACGUUUUGAGGCUGAGACCAGAAGUAAAGGUGGGAUCAUGCUACCAGAAAAAGCAAAAGGCAAAGUGCUCGAAGCAACUGUAGUUGCACAUGGCCCAGGAGCAAAAAAUGAAAAAGGCGAAGUUGUCCCAGUUUGUGUCAAUGUUGGUGAUAAAGUUUUUCUCCCUGAGUACGGCGGUACUAAAGUCGUUCUGGAAGACAGUGAGUACUUCCUUUUCCGAGAAGCUGAUAUUUUGGCCAAGUUCGAAAACUGACCGGUGUUGUAAGCCUAGUCCAAUCACUUUUGUACACUGAUUACUCAAAUACCAUAGUUUUUCAUUUCCGUU
Schistosoma turkestanicum is the source of this 463-nucleotide messenger RNA. NCBI's taxonomy places the organism in Eukaryota, Metazoa, Platyhelminthes, Trematoda, Strigeidida, Schistosomatidae. The record is from the annotation of a GenBank genome assembly.